Necator americanus (New World hookworm) is the source of this 378-nucleotide messenger RNA. RefSeq lists its product as uncharacterized. Bases 1 to 378 code for a protein of 125 amino acids. The record is from RefSeq and is a predicted model, not a curated record. Gene Ontology annotation, molecular function: nucleic acid binding. The transcript is spliced from 2 exons. NCBI's taxonomy places the organism in Eukaryota, Metazoa, Nematoda, Chromadorea, Rhabditida, Ancylostomatidae.
AUGUCGGAUCCUUUCGUGAAAGGCGAAAUCCAUGAGAAGGUCAUACAGAGUGUCUGGUGGGGAGUUCGUGGAAUCUACCGUUUCGAACUGCUGCCGGAAAACACGAUAGUUACUGCCGAGAAAAUUCUGGAGCUCGGAUGGCAAGUUCCACCGCACCCACCGUACAGCACGGACCAGGCCCCGACUGACUACUACCUCUUCCGAUCGCUUCAGUAUCACCUUGAAGAGAAGCACUACGAUGAUCGUGACCACCUCGAAAAUGACCUUCGGGCUUUCUUCGCCUCCAAAUCGCCGGAGUUCUACGCCAGAGGAGUCCGUGAUAUUGUGAGACGUUGGCAGAAGGUUGUCGAUGUUGAUGUAGAUUAUUUCGUCGAAUAA